Aspergillus wentii DTO 134E9 is the source of this 1117-nucleotide messenger RNA. RefSeq names its product haloacid dehalogenase superfamily protein. The transcript is spliced from 3 exons. The record is from RefSeq and is a predicted model, not a curated record. Lineage: Eukaryota; Fungi; Ascomycota; Eurotiomycetes; Eurotiales; Aspergillaceae. Gene Ontology annotation, molecular function: phosphatase activity. The coding region runs from base 73 to 951 and encodes 292 amino acids.
GUUCUUUGCAACAUUCAGGUGCACCUUCUUUUGACCUUUGUACAUUCCCGUGCAUAGCACAAUUUCAGAAAAAUGGGAUCUUCUACUCCAGAGUUGCCCCGCGUCCGCGCAUGUCUUUUUGACAUGGAUGGUCUCCUGAUCGACUCAGAAGAUAAAUACACUUGUGUUACGAAUACUAUCCUUAACGAAUACGGAAAACCAAACCUCCCCUGGUCAAUCAAGGCCCAAUUGCAAGGUCGACCGGCACCACAGGCCGGUAAGAUCUUCCACGACUGGGCUAAACUCCCAAUUACCCCGCAAGAAUUUCUGGAGAAACAAGCCGCCUUGCAAGCGCAAUAUUUCCCUCUAUCUCAGCCGCUGCCCGGAGUUAUGACUCUUCUGUCCAAAUUGGCCUCGACCCAUAUCACGGAUCAUCCUGUUCACGUCGCCCUGGCUACAUCAUCGCACAGGAAGAAUUGUCAAUUGAAGACCGAUCAUCUCCCAGACCUGUUCACUACGUUCCCCGAGUCUCAGCGGGUGCUGGGCGAUGACGCGCGUAUUGGAAAGGGGAGAGGAAAGCCCUUGCCGGAUAUCUAUUUGCUGGCACUGGAGACUAUCAACACGAAUCUAAGGGCUAAGGGGGAAACAGAGAUCAAGCCAGAGGAGUGUCUCGUCUUCGAGGAUGCGGUUCCUGGCGUGGAGGCAGGUCGCAGAGCCGGCAUGCAAGUGGUUUGGUGUCCUCACCCCGGUCUUUUGGAGGCUUACCAGGGCCGUGAGGCAGAGGUUCUUGCAGGACUCACGGGCCAGCACAAGGAAGAGGAGAAGUCUGCAGCGGAGAAAGAAUCGGAUGAGUUGGAGGCGUGGAGACUGCAGGGGGCAGGUAGCCCCGGUGAACUUGAUGAUGGUUACGCAGUGUUGCUCCGCACUCUGGAGGACUUUCCUUAUGAGAAGUUCGGUAUUCGACCUGCUUAGAGGUGCCUCUUUCUAGAAACAUGAUUUGCGUGAAUCGUUCUAUUGUACAUGAAAAAGAUACCCUGUGCGAAAAGUGACACUAAACCUUUGUAAAUAAAGGCGGGCAAGUCGGUGCUGAUAAAAAAUAAAGUACAGUCCAAUAUAAAACCCAGAAGCCAUUAAAAGA